Messenger RNA from Mangifera indica (mango), 1015 nucleotides. RefSeq names its product cytochrome b5 domain-containing protein RLF. Gene Ontology annotation, molecular function: heme binding. The coding region runs from base 155 to 754 and encodes 199 amino acids. The transcript has 5 exons. The record is from RefSeq and is a predicted model, not a curated record. NCBI's taxonomy places the organism in Eukaryota, Viridiplantae, Streptophyta, Magnoliopsida, Sapindales, Anacardiaceae.
UUAGAUUGCCUAAAUUUUCAAUCCACAAGUUUAGGAACGUGUCAAAGAACCCCCUAUUAGUUAAUCAGCUGAGUUUCUUGUUUGAAACUGGCUUCAGAAAGUAAAGGGAUCAAAGACGUGAAGCAAUAUCAGCAGAAGAAGGAGAUGAACAACGAUGACGAUUUCACAUUUUGUCGGGCAGGUCGAGAAGAGUGUCGAUUCGGAGUCGGAGAUAAAUCAAAUUAACAAAAACAAAAUCGACGGAAUUCUAUGGAAGAACGACAACAAAGGAGUAGCCGCGAAGAAGGAGGAGAGAGUCGGCUUUUUGGCGUUUAAUGUAAUUGAUGCUUCUUCGUCAUCAUCUGAUGCUAAAACUUCAGUCAAAGUUCCGGCUCGAAAGCCGGUUUCACGGACUAAGGUUCCGUUUGAGAAAGGUUAUAGCCAAGUUGAUUGGCUUAGGCUUACUCAAACUCAUCCUGAUCUUGCUGGAUUGAAGGGCCAGUCGAAUAAGAGGCUUAUAACUAUGGAAGAAGUGGAACAAAAUAAAAAGGAAGGUUCCAUGUGGACUGUUUUAAAAGGCCGCGUUUAUAAUUUAUCACCAUACAUGAAGUUUCACCCAGGAGGUGUUGAUAUGCUGAUGAAAGCAGUCGGUAAAGACUGUACAUCUUUAUUCAAUAAAUACCAUGCUUGGGUAAAUGAUGAGUUCUUAUUAGCUAAGUGCUUGGUGGGUACUCUGGAGAAAGUGGGUGAAGGCCACGAUUCUUCAAAAAUUUAGCACUUGCUCCCUUCCAUCACAUCAUUCAUGCUGGGGUCGGCCAUUCCUUUUUCAUGUUAUAUGAUUUAUAGAUGUAUACUAUUUUAUCCCUUUUUUAGCCAGUGGGGGAACAAGAUUUCUUUGCACCUUUUGGGUGUUUGAUUUAUACAAAGAUCAACAUUGGCGAUAAAAAUGCACAUUUGCAGAUGAAUUAUUUUAAUAAUUUGUUGAAUAAUCAUCACACAUUGUUUUUUAAUGUCAUCUUGAAUAUUAUAUGCUCAA